GGUCUUCCAGAUGCCAGGCACAGCAAGGCAUGACCGAGAGAUGGCAAUCCAGGCCAAAAGAAACCUGUCCAAAACCACCGACCCUGUAGAAAGACUUCGCCUGCAGUGUUUAGCCAGGGGAUCUGCAGGCAUCAAAGGACUUGGCAGAGUAUUUCGGAUUAUGGAUGAUGACAACAGCAGGACCCUUGAUUUCAAAGAGUUUGUGAAAGGAUUAAAUGAUUACGCUAUGAUGAUAGACAAGGAAGAAGCACAGGAGAUUUUCCGGAUAUUUGAUAAAGAUGGCAGUGGAACAAUUGAUUUUGAUGAAUUUCUCAUUACACUGAGGCCUCCCAUGUCAAAUGCAAGAAAAGAGAUCAUCAUGCAGGCAUUUAGGAAGUUAGAUAAGACUGGAGAUGGUGUCAUAACAAUUGAAGACUUACGGGGGGUAUAUAAUGCAAAGCAUCAUCCCAAAUACCAAAAUGGAGACUGGACAGAAGAUCAGGUUUUUAGGGCCUUUCUGGAUAAUUUUGAUUCACCCUAUGACAAAGAUGGGAAGGUCACAACAGAAGAAUUCAUGAACUACUAUGCAGGAGUCAGCGCUUCAAUAGACACAGAUGUCUAUUUUAUCAUCAUGAUGAAGAACGCUUGGAAACUCUGAUUGUAUGCUUAAAGGAGCAAGACUUUACUUCC
Phaethon lepturus (White-tailed tropicbird) is the source of this 669-nucleotide messenger RNA. RefSeq names its product calcyphosine-like (gene CAPSL). Lineage: Eukaryota; Metazoa; Chordata; Aves; Phaethontiformes; Phaethontidae. The record is from RefSeq and is a predicted model, not a curated record. The transcript is spliced from 4 exons. The coding region runs from base 11 to 637 and encodes 208 amino acids. Gene Ontology annotation, molecular function: calcium ion binding.